This is a messenger RNA of Fonsecaea nubica, 1671 nucleotides long. RefSeq lists its product as hypothetical. Gene Ontology annotation, molecular function: transmembrane transporter activity. Lineage: Eukaryota; Fungi; Ascomycota; Eurotiomycetes; Chaetothyriales; Herpotrichiellaceae. The coding region runs from base 1 to 1671 and encodes 556 amino acids. Gene Ontology annotation, biological process: transmembrane transport. The record is from RefSeq and is a predicted model, not a curated record. The transcript has 3 exons.
AUGUCCGACAGGUCAAUCCGCGAACGUUCUACGGAGCCAGGUUACCUGGAAGAGAAAGUCGAAGUCACCGGUCAUGUGGACCGAGUUGAGUUGAGCGUCGAGCAGAAAACCACCGGCCACCGAGACUACCAUGGCAUCGACACCACUCAUGUACAACCUGGUGCCGAUGCUGCCUACGAAGCGAAGAUCGCACUCGUCAAUGAAGCGUUGAUUGAUAUUGGCAUGGGACCGUUCCAGUGGAAGCUCUUCAUACUUACUGGUUUCGGGUGGUUUGUGGAUAAUGUCUGGCUACAAGCUAUCACCAUCGUCGGUCCGGCUAUCCAGCGAGAGUUCGCUGUCAAACGCAUCGCCUUCCUUACUGUCGCCAAGUACGUUGGUCUCACAAUCGGCGCAUCGACAUGGCCUCUCGCCGCCGACUUUAUUGGCCGUCGCCCUGCCUUUAACAUCUCACUGCUUUGUUCUUCCCUAUCUGCCUUGGUCGCUGCAGGCUCACCGAACUUUGUCGCUAUGGCCACGCUCUGUGCUAUGAUUGGCGUUGGCGCCGGCGGCAAUCAUGCGGUUGACAGUGCUAUCUUUCUGGAAUAUAUCCCGGCCACACACCAACAUCUACUGACCGUGCAGUCGGUCUUCUUGGCAACCGGGAUUGCUGUAGCUGCUUUGGUCUCCUGGCCCCUCGUCGUCAACUUUACAUGCCCUGCCGGGACGCCGCAAAGCGAAUGUGGGUUUCACGAGAACAUUGGGUGGCGGUAUAUCUACUGGACCCUAGGUGGCUUUACUCUCUUUCUCAGUUUCUGCCGCUUCAUGUUCGGGCUGUACGAAACACCAAAGUAUCUGCUGGGGAGAGGCAAAGAUGAGGCAGCCGUCAAGGUCAUCACGAAGAUGGCCGCGCGGGAUGGGAAAACGACCUGGCUGACCUUGGCACAUCUCCAGGCCGUAGACGCACGGCUGGAAGCGGCUGCACUUCUAGCAGACGACCGCGACUCUCAGAGCGGUGGUGCUGGUUUGCACGCCACAGCCAACAAGACGACGAUCCAACGAUUUAUGGCAAAGUGGGCGCCUAACAAGGUACGAGCACUGUUUUCGACUCCGCGAAUGGCUCUCUCCACUAGCAUGAUGAUCGUGCUCUGGACAGCGAUUGGAAUGUCUUACCCUUUGUACAAUUCUUUCAUUCCCUUCUAUCUGGAAAGAAAGGGUGUCGCGGUUGGCGCCUCAAGUCUGGACAUCACAUACCGCAACUAUACGAUCCAAGCAGUUUGUGGUCUACCAGCUGCUAUUCUCGGUGGCUUUUCUGUGAGGCUGAAGAACGUGGGUCGCAAGGGAACUGGCGCAUUUGCAUGCAUAUUCACAGGACUAUUUCUGUUUCUGUACACUCAGGCCAGCAACUCUGCAGCCGUCCUCGGCUUUUCCUGUGCGAUCUCCUUCUUCCAGUUCCUGAUGUACGGAUUGCUCUACAGCUAUACACCUGAGCUCUUUCCGGCACCGAUAAGAGGAACGGGUAAUGGUUUGAUGAUGACAUUCAACCGUCUGGCCGGUGUGAUGGCUCCUCUCAUCGCUGCCUAUGUUGGCAUUGAGACGGAUACUCCUAUCUGGAUUUGUGCAUCUCUCCUGACUUUGUCCGGGUUCGUGUGUCUUCUCCUGCCUUAUGAAAGCCGGGGACGUGCAGCCUCUUGA